AUGGUUGUGCACGGUUUUAAUAGAGUGGACGAUACCCUAGGAGCAUUGCCUACGACUGAAGCUAAUCUUGAGAUGGACAAUUUAAUAGCAGAUGUAUCAGACAUUGACUUUAUCAUUGAGAGCCAACUAGAAAAUCAAAUUGGAUUGGGAUGUUUGCCUUUCUCAAAUAUGAACAAGUCCGGUGCUGGCGUUUGUCGUUUUUUUAUUAUUAAUCAAUGUCCCCUUAAUAAUUUAUGUCCUUUGAGACAUAUCAAAGCUGACAGGACAGUCGUAUGCAAGCAUUGGCUUCGUGGAUUGUGCAAAAAAGGUGAUGACUGCGAGUUCCUACACGAAUAUGACAUGACUAAAAUGCCAGAAUGUUACUUCUUUUCGAAAUUUGGAGAGUGUAUGAAUAAAGAAUGUCCAUUUCUUCAUAUUGACCCCGCUUCUAAGGUACAGGAUUGCCCUUGGUAUGAUAGAGGGUUUUGCAGAAACGGUCCUUUGUGCCGAAAUCGACAUGUCAGACGAGUAGCGUGCAAAAACUACAUAAAUGGUUUUUGUCCUAAAGGACGUGAAUGUAAAUAUGCGCAUCCUAUAUGGUGGCCCCUUCCAGGAAGUGAUCAAGAUACACAGAAAAGCCGCUGGAUAUGUCAUUACUGCAAUGAACGUGGACACAAAAUACAAUUUUGCCUCAAACUAUCACCUGAGGAACGUCUUCGACUACAGGAGCAGCAGCGAAUGCAGAAUAUUAGCACUGGCGGCGCAGCGUUACCUCAACAAGGUGUUAAUCCCGGAUCUCGUUUUGUUUCGGAACGUCUCAAGUUCGGUGGUCUUAUGGGGACCUCACAGGCUGCCCCUACUGGACCUCGACAAGGCCCACAAAAACCACUUGACGAAGUAACAUGUUUUAAAUGUGGAGAGAAAGGACAUUAUGCGAAUCGAUGCAACAAAGGCUAUUUAGCAUUUCUCAGUAAGGUUUCACUACAACCCCAUGAAAUGGAGAGUGCUCGUGGCUGA
Molecule: messenger RNA, 996 nt
Organism: Schistosoma guineensis
Lineage: Eukaryota; Metazoa; Platyhelminthes; Trematoda; Strigeidida; Schistosomatidae
Source: the annotation of a GenBank genome assembly